AUGUCUGUCUCGCGAUUCCGCCAUUCUACAGGGCACGUGGCAAAGCCUCAGCGUCACCUUCUGAAUGUGACAUCGUCCACCGCCUUAUGGGACGGUAGCAACACCAUUUCAUGCAACGAUAAAUUCGUUGCGGUGCCGUGGCAAACCUUUGGCGGAACUGCGGUUUUCAGACAUGAUACCUUCGGACGACUUGCGCCAAACCCUCCCCUUGUACUUGGUCAAAAGGGUCAAAUCAUCGACGUCAAGUUUGACCCUUUUAACAACCAAAAUCUGUUCACCGCCAGCGAGGAUGGGAGCAUCUUUGGGUGGGGUAUCCCGACAGAGGGACUUCAGUCCAACAUAUCGUCGCCACUAGUGGAGCUGAAGGGACACAACAAAAAGUGUGGCAUCAUCUCAUUCCACUCCAGUGCAAAUGGUGUUUUGGCCUCAGCAGGUGUUGACCGUGUCAUCAACGUGUGGGAUGUGGAGAGAGGCACCGCCGUUAACACCAUCAGCAACCUUUCCGACUACGCCACUGGACUAGAGUGGAAUCUACGAGGGUCUCUUUUCUGCGUAGCCUCUCGCGACAAAACGCUUCGAGUGAUCGAUCCUCGUGACUGCACCGUAGUGUCAUCGGUGGAAAGCCACGCCAGUGCCCGCUCACAGCGGUGCAUCUGGUGUAAGCGAAAGGACACAAUCAUGACACUCGGCUGCAGCAAGAGCCAGCAGCGUCAAAUAAAGCUGUGGGAUAUGCGGAAAAUGGAAAGUCCCUACUCAGUCACUGAACUCGAUCAGUCGAGCGCCGCAUUCAUACCAGUGUAUGACGAGGAUUUGAAUCUGCUAAUCCUCGGCAGCAAGGGGGAAAACAACUUGAAGUGUUUUGAGUUGAUGAGUGAAGGCCUCACAUUCAGUUAUGAGGUGAACUCGAGCGAUCCUAUGAAGGGUCUGUGCAUGAUGCCGAAGUGGUCACUGGACGUCAAGAAGUGUGAAUUUGACUGUCUGUACCAGCUGACAUAUCACAGUCUUUUCAUAAUCGAGAUGCUUCUUCCUAGGAAGCAAUCUUGCACUGAGUUUCAAGGAGAUGUGUUCCCUUCCACAUUUGCAGACCACUCGGCAAUGUCUGCAGGUGAGUUCUUCAGUGGUGCUAACGCUGAUCCUCGUGAAUACGACUUGUCUGGCUUGUUUGAUGGCCACUCACCGCGCCUGAUGGGAGAAAGCAUGCCUUCCCCACAGAAGAUUCCUGUGGGUUCGCAAGCAGCAAAGCCACUGAAGGAGGCGCCGAAGGGAGAGACGGUUCCAGGGCGUGAGAACUCCAGCGUCUCUGUCCCGGAGUCGUCCGAAGCUACUUCGGGUCAAAGGGAUAGCAGUACUGCAAAGCACGCGGAUCCAUGGGUCGACAUGACGCAGCAAGAGAUUUUCGAUAAGCAGAGGCGCCUCCAAGAGCUUUCGGAAAAGGUACGCACUUGCCACCAGGAGAUUUCGGCUCUUCGAAAAGCACUUCAAGAAAAAGAGGCAGAGAUGCUACAAGUGCUAGAGGAUAUCCAGUCGAUAUAA
Leishmania mexicana MHOM/GT/2001/U1103 is the source of this 1533-nucleotide messenger RNA. Its product is annotated as putative coronin. Gene Ontology annotation, biological process: actin filament organization. The transcript has a single exon. Gene Ontology annotation, molecular function: actin filament binding. Bases 1 to 1533 code for a protein of 510 amino acids. The record is from RefSeq and is a predicted model, not a curated record. Lineage: Eukaryota; Euglenozoa; Kinetoplastea; Trypanosomatida; Trypanosomatidae.